This is a messenger RNA of Sorghum bicolor (sorghum), 2727 nucleotides long. RefSeq names its product protein ACCELERATED CELL DEATH 6. Gene Ontology annotation, molecular function: protein phosphatase 1 binding; protein phosphatase regulator activity. The record is from RefSeq and is a predicted model, not a curated record. Lineage: Eukaryota; Viridiplantae; Streptophyta; Magnoliopsida; Poales; Poaceae. The transcript is spliced from 3 exons. Gene Ontology annotation, cellular component: plasma membrane. Bases 583 to 2463 code for a protein of 626 amino acids.
UGUUGAUUUCAGCUAAGGCGUGUACCUGAGUUGCAGUUAUGCGUGAUUUUGGACUUGUUGUAUCGGUCACCGAUAUUUCAAUACAAUGAACUUGUGCCUGCAGGCUGCAGCUGAGCUGUGUCUGUGUGUACUCAGAGGUGAUACUUAACUAAACCUUCACUAGUUGUAUCAUACGUCAAGGGCGUAGAACUACAGAGGGAAUAUGAUACUGGAUUAGGUUGUGCUGGAUGCUUUAUUUUUGUUUGGGACAGUGUAAACCCAGAUCCACCUGAUUAAUUUAAGCAUGAAGUUGGUCACAGCUUGCUAGGUUUGUCUUUUUCUUUGCAAAUUAGUGGCCUCACAAGUCUGAUCUGCCAGAUUGUAUGUAUAGUGGACAUUAUUCUAAGCAACCGAAUAACUAGAGCAAAAUGUUGUGUCAAUUGUUUGACUUCGUUACUAACAAAGAAGGAGCUUGCUAGGAAGUUCCGUUAGCCAUUAGUACCCACGCGGCCCUAUGUAUAUAUGAGAAGUUAAAGACGAACAUAGCAAUUCUGGCUAUGCAAAUGUAUUCCAUUGCAACUUCUUCAUCUGGCACUGGAAUACAUGGCAGCAACAAGGCACACUCCACACACAAUGAAGCACGAAUUGCUCAAAGCUGUUUCCACAGGCGAUGCAGGCCUAUUAGAACAAGUUCUAGGCUUACAGUCUUCAGCAACAGUUGAGCAGGGAGAAGAGAGCUGCCUCAAAGGAGUCACGGCAGAGGGAAGCUCGGCGCUCCACAUUGCAGCCAGCUGUGGGUACCUGGAGCUUGUCAAGAUGGUCUGUGCUCAGGACAUCUCGCUUGUCAAGGCAAGGAAUAAUCUGUGUGAUACACCUCUGAUUUGUGCUGCGAGGGCUGGGCAUGUAGAUGUAGCUGAUUACCUCAUGGAGUGUGCUAUCAAUGAGCAAGAAGAUUUGAGGGCGAGGAAUUUGGAUGGGGCGACUGCAAUGCAUGAAGCGGUCAGGAAUGGCCAUGUGCUUUUGUUGCAGAGACUCAUGUCGAAGGAUAGCGGGCUGGCUGCAGUAGAAGAUGAGAGACAUGUGUCUCCGCUUUACUUGGCGGUUGCAUCCAAUCGGGCAGACAUGGUCAAAGUCUUGAUUGGAGAAUCUUCAAACAGUGUGACACCGGUGAGCUACUCUGGGCCAGAUGGACAAACUGCAUUGCAUGCUGCAGUCUACAUCAGCAGAGAAAUAGGCGAGUCCCUGCAAUGUUGGGAUCCAACACUUGCCACAGUGGCCGAUGAUUAUGGGAGAACUGCCCUUCACUAUGCAACAUUAGCUAAAAACAUUGGACCAGUGAAACAUUUAUUAGCAAACAGCUCUCUUGCAUACAUUCCAGAUAAUGAGGGUCUAUAUCCUGUGCACAUUGCCUCUAUAGUGGGUAACGUUAAUAUUGUCUGCAAGUUCAUGGAGAUAUGCCUGAACUAUGAUGAAUUGCUUGACAACAAACGCAGAAAUAUUCUACAUUGCGCCGUUGAACAUGGCAGGAUUCAGGUGGUGUGGCACAUCUGCAGAAAUCCAAAGUCUGCAAGGAUGAUGAAUGCAAGGGAUGGUGAAGGAAACACGCCACUACAUCUGGCUGUAAAGAAGGGGCACACACUGAUCUUCUCCUUACUCAUGAUGGAUACUAUGGUUAAUCUUGACAUUAUGAACAAUGAGGGAUUAACACCUCUAGAUGUUGCCUUCAGUACGUUACACAGUGAUUAUACUUUUUCAUCAUUCACGAACACUUCCAUCAUCACAUGCUUAACCCUCUGUGAAGCUUCCGGCAGCCCAUGCCACCAGGCUAGAAAUUUGACAGAUAAGUGGUGCUUGGAAGAAAAGAAGGAAUCAAGCAGCUAUGCUAAUGUGUCCAGGAGCAUUUUAUACAUCUCUAUAUUUAUUGUAGUUGGUUCAGUCACUGCUGCUUGCACUCCACCUGGUGGCUAUAUUGCAGAAGGCAAGGAUGCCGGUAAGCCAGUAUUUGGAGAAAGAACAGGUUUCUGGAUAUUCAUGGUUGCAAACAGCAUGUCCUUCCAUCUAUCGACAAUAGCGAUAAUUCUGUUUGUGUUUGCCAGACUAACGAGGCACCGCCGUUUUCACCUCAUUUUGUCUGCUGCACUGGUUUUUGGAGCAGUCCUGUCCAUGGUCAUCGCAUUUGCAGCGGUAGUUGGGCUGACAUUGGACCCUGCAAACAGCUGGGACGAGUAUAUUCUCAUUUGGUUAGUGUCAAAUUUAGCAUUUCCGAUAAGUCUGCGGGUUGCAAUGCAGUUAUGGACGAGCAAACACCGGUGGCAGGACAUAUCUAAAGUGGUUGCCCAAGCUAUCCUUGUUGUUUAUGUGAUCCGCGCUUCCAUCAUCGGCAUGCAAUCCCUGGUUAAAAGCCUACUCCUUGGCAGACACGAAUCCUGCAGCUGGCCAUGGUGUGCAAUCCAAGUUGAUUCAGCUUUCUUGUACCCUACGUGAGGUUCGUGAAAUCUCUCAACAGAUCUGAAUUGCUCUGUACCAACUUACGGUAUUUUGCUUUUUCUUAGCUAAUAGUAGCUUGGAACAGUAUAAGAUCUGUUCAUCAGUAAUAGUAGCUGCAGCUGUGUCUCUGCCCUCUUGGCUCUCUCGAACUGUCAGGCACCUUGGAACAGCUUUUGUUUUUACUGUUGUAUACUUGUUCCGGUCCAUUUUAUCAUGUACAAGUUAGAAUGACACAAUCUCGAGGUUACAUUUUGACAUUCA